Molecule: messenger RNA, 994 nt
Organism: Clupea harengus (Atlantic herring)
Lineage: Eukaryota; Metazoa; Chordata; Actinopteri; Clupeiformes; Clupeidae
Product: patched domain-containing protein 3-like
Cellular component (GO): membrane
Source: RefSeq, a predicted model, not a curated record
GUUGCCUAGGUUGAACAUAUAGACGCUAGAAAUGCCUUCAUGCAACACGAACUGCAUCGUGAAGCCUUUAUCAGAAGGAUUUCAUAAACUGGGUCUUUUCGUGGGAAAACAUCCAUGGGUGUUUUUAGUUUUACCUUUUAUAUUAUCCGGGGGUCUCGGAGGGGGGUUUUACUUUCUCAGUGAAAGAGAAGCAGGCGACAUCGAAGAUCAGUUCACACCAGUAAACGGCCCAGCUAAGAAAGAGAGAGAAAAUGUCAAAACUUAUUUUCCUCACAGUGACGAAUUCUCUCAGUUAAGGCUGUACACAGAGGGGACUUACGCGUCGUUGAUCGUGUUUAGCUCUCCGAACAAUGACCUUCUCUCAAAUAAUUUGUUUCGAAAAGUAAUCGAUUUGGACCACAAAGUACUAAACAUAACGACAGAAUUAAGAGAAAGCACCUAUGCAGAUCUCUGUGCGAAAAAAAACGGAACGUGCGCUUCAAAUGCAGUUUUAGACAUUGUAUCCCAAGCUGACAACACAUCUAUUGAAUACCCAUUUCAUCACGGCGUGUUUCUAGGAUCAACAAUUGGUGGUGUGACCCUUAAACCAAACAGCAAAGCAAUACAAAGUGCAGAGGCAGUUCGGCUUUUCUAUUUUUUAAAAGAUGCCAAAACUGAGAUGAACAGAAGCGAGAAUGGUGCAUGGCUGCAGGCUUUUAUAAAGACAUUUUCAGAAGAAAACCAAGACAACCAAAUAUCUGUAUCUCUUUUCACUUCAAUUUCAAGAGAAGAAGAAUUUGACAAGAAUUCAGAGACAGUGAUUCCAUUAUUCUCCAUUACUUACGCUCUGGUCAUUAACAUUGCAGUUUUUUCAUGUCUCAGGUAGGUUUACAGCCAUGUUGGAUGUGAAAACACAUACACCAUUCACACACCAUUAAAAUAUGCCAUGAUAAGAUCUAGGCCUACAAGUUGUUGGAGAUGGUUAGCUUAAUAAAGUAGUAGGUUUAGCAAAGGA